AUGACACAAGGUAAGGAGUAAUACGCGUAGGAGUUGCUCGCGGAGCAGGCGAGGGAGAAAAAUGGGUAAUUGUGCACAGGCAUAGGCUCGACAGAAUCGAGAAUCCGAUUGACGCCUGCGUGCCGUCGGUCGGAAGGUCGGAACUUGGUUAUGCGGUGUUGCUCUCGACGAGCGAGGGAGGAGAACAAGGAGAAAGAGAAGGAGAAGCUACCAUCGCCGCUCUAACCAGUAAGUGCGUAUGUGACUCGGACUCGUUUAGAAAUGUCGCCUGCUCUUGCGCUAGUCCUCGUCCUCGUGGCGAGCGGAGCGUCGUCGUCGAAUUAACCUCUGAAAUAUGUCGGAACCGGGAGUCAGUCGGUCACGGACCGUCGAGGCAGGUGCAUCGUCCUCUCUAACCUCCUCCUCACCUCCGACAACGGCACAAGUCUGCGCAGUCUGCAAAAGGUCCGACAGGAUUCUCCGCUGUGCCCGUUGCAAGGUUACCGUCUACUGCAGCAAGGAGCAUCAACGCGACGACUGGAAACGGCACAAGCCAUCCUGCGCACCGAAGCCGAAUUCUUCGAGCGCUGAGCCUAACCUAAAAACGAGUGGCAGCCCCGACUCUCUGCCGAAUUACUUUUCCCGCCGACCACCGGAGUCCCAGGAUCCCGCCGUCGCUGCCGAACAGCUCCUCGCCGCCGAGGUAUCCCCGAUAACUCACAAGGGCAGCUCGGAGGACACGAUAUUGGGAGCCAGGGCUGAGCUGCUUAACCCUGCGCUGGAAGGUUCAGGGAUUCUUGGAGACAUGCCGACUCCGCAGCGCAACGGCUUGAGAAACUUCCCCGAGGUUAGUCUUGGCGACAAGGAUGGUAUCGCGCCGACUUCCCCUCUGAGGAACCAAAACGACGAACGUGUAAUAGACCACAUUUGCCGCAUCGUUGUCAGAGACAUGAACAAGUACGGCGUAUGCGUCAUCAAGAAUUUCUUGGGCGCGGAAAAAGGUUCGUUCGUCCUCAACGAGGUUCUCAACAUGUAUAGUGCUGGCCUGUUCAGAGACGGACAACUCGUCUCCCAAAGAGGAGGCGCCGGUGAUCUCAGGCGAGCUAUUCGGGGUGACCAGAUCACUUGGCUUGACGGCAAAGAGAAGGAGUGUCCGAACAUUGGUCUGCUCAUAUCUCAGGUCGACGCCAUCAUCCUCAGGGCUAACAAGAUGUUGUCGAAUGGGAAAAUGGGACAAUACACGAUAAAUGGCAGGACAAAGGCAAUGGUCGCCUGUUAUCCUGGAAACGGUUCUCGAUAUGUCAAACAUGUCGAUAAUCCCAAUCAUGACGGACGUUGCGUCACAGCUAUAUAUUACUUGAACAGGGAUUGGAAUGUAGAGCAAGACGGUGGCCUCUUGAGGAUAUUUCCCGAAGGCUGGCAAGAUAGUGUUGCGGAUAUUGAACCAAUCUUCGAUAGAAUAUUAUUUUUCUGGUCAGAUAGAAGAAAUCCGCACGAAGUACAGCCUGCCUACAGAACACGUUAUGCCAUUACCCUCUGGUACUUCGACGCAGAUGAAAGAAACAGGGCGUGUCAGAGGUACCAGCAAGAAAGAGAACUCUCACAAUCGUAAAAUACGUGAGCGAAAACGAAAAAAAGUGGGAGAAAGAUGUGGUGAAAUAAUGAACUAACAGUAAAAGAGAACUCGUCGAUUGAUACACGCCGACUUUAUUAUUACUUUGACUGCAAGAUUUUUUUUUUUUUUCUUCUUCCCCUGCCCUCAAAUACAUUGUAGCCAAGAUAAUGAAUAUUUGGGUUUGCUACCACGGAUAAGAGUCAAACAAUCAAAUGUAUUUAUAUAGUAUGUAUACACAUUAGCAUUCGUGGCGCUUUUUUCCCUUUGGUUCUAAGAGAUUGGAUAUCCAGUAAUGC
Messenger RNA from Diprion similis, 1890 nucleotides. It is a transcript of the gene Hph, whose product is annotated as prolyl hydroxylase EGLN3. Gene Ontology annotation, biological process: peptidyl-proline hydroxylation to 4-hydroxy-L-proline; cellular response to hypoxia. Gene Ontology annotation, cellular component: nucleus; cytoplasm. Bases 335 to 1591 code for a protein of 418 amino acids. NCBI's taxonomy places the organism in Eukaryota, Metazoa, Arthropoda, Insecta, Hymenoptera, Diprionidae. The record is from RefSeq and is a predicted model, not a curated record. Gene Ontology annotation, molecular function: peptidyl-proline 4-dioxygenase activity; L-ascorbic acid binding; ferrous iron binding. The transcript is spliced from 4 exons.